Ctenopharyngodon idella (grass carp) is the source of this 6231-nucleotide messenger RNA. RefSeq names its product kringle containing transmembrane protein 1 (gene kremen1). Gene Ontology annotation, cellular component: plasma membrane. The record is from RefSeq and is a predicted model, not a curated record. Bases 212 to 1612 code for a protein of 466 amino acids. NCBI's taxonomy places the organism in Eukaryota, Metazoa, Chordata, Actinopteri, Cypriniformes, Xenocyprididae. The transcript has 10 exons. Gene Ontology annotation, biological process: multicellular organism development.
UAUCUGUCUUGUGUGUGUGUGUGUGUCUGGGGGCAGCGCUGAUCUGCCUAGAAGUUGAGACGCUCUUAACGCGGACGCGCAGCGAGAUUUCAUGACAUUCAACUGCUCACUGCAUCAGCUCCACUGACCUGACUGGACUCAAAACACUUCACCUGCGAGAAGAGAGGAAGAGAAGGUGUUCAGAUCUCUUAUAGCCUACUACAGAAGAGCGAUGGAUUCGUGGAGAAUCGCAGCUUUGCUCCUUGCUGUCUGCCUCAGCGCGUCAACUUCAGACCAGUUCGAUACGGAGUGUUAUACAGCAAAUGGAGAGGACUACAGAGGCCGACAGAACCAGACCAGCCUGCAAGGAGGGAGGCCGUGCCUUUUCUGGAACGAGACUUUCCAACAUCCAUACAAUACCCUCAAAUACCCCAAUGGAGAAGGAGGCCUUGGACCCCACAACUUCUGCAGGAACCCAGAUGGAGAUGUUCGGCCAUGGUGUUACAUCGCUGAUCUCGAGGACGGAAUCUACUGGAAAUACUGUGAUAUUCCGACCUGUCAAAUGCCUGGUAAUCUGGGCUGUUUUAAGGACAGCGGCGAUCCAGCACCUCUGUCCGGAGGCUAUCAGACCUCCAAUAAACUCACCAUUCAGAACUGCAUCAGCUUCUGCCGCAACCAAAGAUACAAGCUGGCUGGUAUGGAAUCAGGCUAUGCUUGUUUCUGUGGCAACGACCUUGAUUAUCACCGUCACGGUGAUGCUCCGAGCACAGAGUGUAACCAUGUGUGUUUUGGAGACCACACCCAGCCAUGUGGAGGCGACGGACGUGUCAUAGUCUUCGACACAAAAGUAGGUGCUUGUGGAGGAAACUACACAUCGCCCUCUGCAGUAAUCUACUCUCCUGACUUCCCAGACAAAUACAAACCUGGCAGGGUCUGCUACUGGACCAUUCAGGUUCCAGGAGCUUCCGUCAUUUUGUUCAACUUUACUUUCUUCAAUAUUGUGGACCAGACUGAUAUGGUGGAACUGUUGGAUGGCUACUCCAAUCAGGUGGUGGCACGAUUUGAUGGCCGCAAUCCACCUCGGGACAUCAUAAACAUCACUGCAGACUUCGUCAUUUUGUAUUUUUUCUCGGAUAGGACAAAUGAGGCACAGGGAUUUUCUGUUCUUUAUCAUGCUUUUAGAAAUCAAGGAGUCAGACCUGUGGAAGAGGAUGCUGAUGGUGAUGAAGAGGACACUAGUACAUUGCGGCCACAUACAGGAAGCACUACAGCAAAAUCAAAUACCAGUCAGAGUGGAAAAUCCUCCCUCCUGUACUAUGUAAUCACAUCAAGUCCUGCAAACAUGCCAGGUCAGUGGCAAGGACCAGAUCGGACUACAGGCCACAGCACCAUGUGGACCAUCUAUGCAUUAGCUGCUCUGCUAACGCUAACAGUCAUAGCCAUGGUAGCUAAGCUGCUCCUGCAUCUUACUGUAAAAUCACCGUCCAUCCCGUCAAUCAGCGGGUCAGAUUCGUGUGCGCAGAGCACUACGUCUGAACCAUGGAUCAUCUUCUACAGACCUUCCACCAUCUCUCUGUUUAAGAAGAAACUCAAGAACCACCAUGGAGACCUCAGCCCUCUCGUGGGAAACUAACCUCAACGCCUCUGACCUCUAUGGCUGCUUUAGCCCCCUAAAAGAUGCACACACUGUACGCAAUGCUGGUCUUCUGCUGCUGGGCUAUGAAAAGGGACCCGACCGAUCCCUACUUCACUUUCAAAUGACCAGCGCAGGGCCCAGUCUAUACGUGCCGAUCGUUUGUUGGUAAGAAACAAAUAAACUGCGCAAAAAGAGCUUGAUGCCGCUGGCCGAUGCGCUUACUCUCAAUUUGCAUCUCAACCAGUCACAAAUCAUGUGACAGGUGCACAUAUACACCAAGAGAUUUGAUUAGCAAAGGAGUGCUGGGAUGUUUCUUUUGCCACAGACCAAAACAAACUUAAUGACCGUUGGCGAAAAAUGGAUGAAGUGGCCCAGCUGUUUCUUUCUCUGCUUUCACAGAAGUGAUCAACCGAUAAGCGUCUGCAUUAAAGAAAGCGUGAGACUCCCUGUGGAGCACACUGAAAGACAAAACCACUUACAUAACCAAAAAAAAAAAGAAAAAAAAAAAGCCACGGUGCCCAACCAGCCCCUCUGGAGGAGAGAUACGAUUCUUUUUCACUCACUCUUUAACCUAUAAUGUAGGUCACCUGUUGUUGAGGAGCACAGAACUCCUUUCUUCAGAUGUAAGAGAGCUGGCUGAAUCGGUGGAGGAUUGAUGUCACAAUCAUGUCGAGAGCAAUUCAGACUCAAAGUGAACAACAAAAAAGUCUCGAGAGAGAGAGAGAGAGAGAGAGAGAGAGAGAGAGAGAGAGAGAGAGAGAGAGAGAGAGAGAGAGAGAGAAUCAGCGAGAUGGACUUCGGUGAACCAAAGCCUGAAAUUGCUACAAGUUGGGCAAUGUUCAAAACGAGCUGUAGUUGAGACAUCCCUAUGGACCUCGCUUUCUUCUCUCGUCAUCUGUGUUGGGUUUUGAUCUUUCUGCAUUGCCUUUAAGUGCCUUCAGGACUAAAAAAAAAAAACACUUGUCUGUCUUCUAAGCUGUCAUAAUGUCUCAAUGAUGUAAACAAGCAUUGAUCCUUUGGAGCAUUGAAUUGCAAAUGAGAAUAAGCACUAAGGAAGUGCUUUUCUUUUUGGGGAUUCUCGAGAUAAAUGUAGUCCUGUGGGUGUCAUUGUGGCAUAUUAUUCUUGUCAGGUUUUCGAAUUGAGCAAGAGAAGCAUCGUGAUGAACAUUGUGUAAUUCUAUGUGGGAACAAUCAAACAUCAUCCCCUUUUCAUUUCACUCCUCAACAGAGGCAGUGUUGAAAUUCUUCCCAAACAAUUUGCUCUUUCUCCCCCUUCACCACAACUUGAGCUCUCACAUUCUGAAGCACUUUUCCAGCCAGCCAAAAACCAUGCGGAUCACUGCACUGCUAGCUGCGAGGAUUGAGGACGCUCCUGCAAAGGAACGCGCAAACUGGUUAAAGGGAUAGUCCACCCGAGAAUGAACAUUCUGUCAGCAUUUACGUUCUUGGAACAUAAGAGAAGAUAUUUUGACGAAUGUUUUAAUUGUUUUUGUCCGUACAUUGAGUCCAUGUCAGUGGGAUCCAAAACAACAUUGGGCCUCAUUCAUGAAACAUUUUUUUGUUCCGAUGUAAAUUUUCAGAUUCAUGAAAGUGUUCAUUUAUUCAAAAUGUUAGUUGGUACGAAAAAAAUGUACACCUGCUCCCAACCACACACGUACAUGGUGCAUAGAACAUCCAAAUGUUAAAGGGUUAGUUCACCCAAAAAUUAAAAUUCUGUCAUUAAUUACUCACCCUCAUGUCGUUCCACACCCGUAAGACCUUCGUUCAUCUUCGGAACACAAAUUAAAAUAUUUUUUAUGAAAUCCGAUGGCUCAGUGGGGCAAGUUAAUUUACACUUUCAGUGCCCAGAAAGGUACUAAAGACGUAUUUAAAACAGUUCAUGUGACUACAGUGGUUCAACCUUAAUAUUAUAAAGCGACGAGAAUAUUUUUUGUGCAACAAAAAAACUAAAUAACGACUUUUCAACAAUAUCUAGUGAUGGCCGAUUUCAAAACACUGCUUCAUGAAGCUUCGAAGCUUUACAAAUCUUUUGUUUCGAAUCAGUGGUUCGGAGCGCCAAAGUCACGUGAUUUCAGCAGUUUGACACGCGAUCCAAAUCACUGAUUCGAAACAAAAGAUUCGUAAAGCUUCAAAGCAGUGUUUUGAAAUCGGCCAUAACUAGAUAUUGUUGAAAAGUCGUUAUUUUGUUUUUCUGGCACACAAAAAGUAUUCUUGUCGUAUUCAUCAAAAAUAUCUUAGUUUGUGUUCUGAAGAUGGAUGAAGGUGUGAUGGGUGUAGAACGACAUGAGGGUGAGUAAUAAAUGACAUUAUUUUUAUUUUUGGGUGAACAAAAAUUAUUGAAAACGGUUGCGUAAUCCAUUUUCUUUUUUAUUAUAGAUUACAUCAAUCGUAUUUGUUUGCAAGCUUAACACUAUCAUUGAAUAAUUCAUUUUAGUUAAAAAUUAAAAUUGUGAACAAGUGUGUACGCAUGCUCCUUUUUACAAGUGAUUGGAAAGCAUUAACAUACACUCAACUAUCAAAUCUGAGGUUGUUGAUGCGUUUGGUCCAUUUUACGUACAAAUUACUCUGAAUUUACUCAUACAUUUUCAAAAAUUACAUGAAUGAGGCCCAGUGUACCCAAGUGUAAGUAAGUUUGUUUCUGCCCUAAAAUAAAAAUAAAAAAGGUAAUUGUGACUUUUUAUCUCACAAUUCUGGCUUUUUUUCUCAGAAUUACGAGAUAUAAACUCACAAUUGUGAGUUAUAAAGUCAGAAAUGCAUAAUAUAAAGUCAAAAUGGUGUGAUAUAAAGUCAGGAUUGUGAGUUAUAGUCAAAAUUCCGUUAUAAAGUCAGAAUUGUGUGUUAUAAAGUCAGAACUGCAUAAUACAAAGUCAAAAUUGCAUGAUCUAGUCAGAAUUGGCAGUUAUAAAGUCAGAAUUGUGUGAUAUUAAGUCAGAAUUGCGAGUUAUAGUCAAAAUUGUGUUAUAAAGUCAGAAUUGUGUGAUAUUAAGUCAGAAUUGCAUUAUAAAGUCAGAAUCGCGUGACAAAGUCAGAAUUGCUAGUUGUAAAGUCAGAAUUGCUUGAUAUAAAAUGAGAAUUGCGUGAUAUAAAGUCAGAAUUGUGUGAUAUAAAGUCAGAAUUGCGUGAUAUAAAAUCAAAAUUGCGAGAUAAAUUCAGAAUUGCGUGAUAUAAAGUCAGGAUUGUGAGAUACAAAGUCAUAAUUGUGAGUUAUGAGAUCAGAAUUGUGAUAUAAACUUGCAAUUGUGUGUUAUAAUGUGCAGUUGUGAGGGAAAACAGACUGACGUUUUUUCUCAGAAUUGAGAGUUUCUCCUAAUUCUGACUUUAUAACUCGCAGUUGCAUGUUAUAAAAUCAGAAUUGUGAAAUAUAAACUCACAAUUCUGACUUUAUAAGAUGUAAUUGGGAGUUUAUAUCAUGCAAUUCUGACUAUAACUUGCAAUUGCGAGUUUAAAUCUUGCAAUUCUGAGACAAAGUCAGAAUUGUGAGAUGCAAUCUCGCAAUUGCGAGAAAAAAAGAAUUGUGAGAUAAAAAGUCACAAUUACGUUUUUUAUUUUUUUUAUUUAGUGGCAGAAACAAGCUUCCAUACAAAUGAUUUUCAUUGUUUGGACAAAAAAGUAUAUAUGAAAACAAAUUUCAUUUUUGAGCAAACAAUCCUGUUCAUUUAGCUUGUGGUUUACAGCACUUGCACAGCCAUCAGUCACAGGUCAACCAUUUUGUACUUAGUUCUGUGAGUAGUACUUAAUGUAAGUUUUAGUGAUAUUGUAAAGGCCCUUCAUUUAGAAAUCCUUUUGAGAACGUUCAGUAUGUAAUCUGGCACACGGGUGAUCAUCAGCAUUGCAUUUUUUGAGGGUAUGUCACUAAUGCUGCACUUACCAACAAAAACGAAUUAACAAAAUCACUACAUUUUGCACUUUAUUACCGAAGUACUUAUCUUGUGUAAUGUUUUAGGGGCAACCUUUUUAAAAAUAUGAUUAUAUCACAACUUGCAUUUUUUGAAAAUCAAUAUCUAGUAUAAGAAAACAAAUCAUGAGACCUCAGUUAAGCAGGCCACCCACCCAAUUCUAGUGCAAACAUCUAGUUUUUCCUCAAUCUAAGUGUAUUUGUCUGCACUCUGUUAAUUAUUGCAAACUUCAUCAUAACCUUAGCUCUGCAGUGCCUGAGGCUGCCCAUGCAUACUAAAGUGUCACCGGUCACAGAGCGAGAGAGAGAGACAAACCCAAAGUGACAGGUUAAAUCUAACAAGGUCAUAUUCAUCUGGAAAGGCUGGUGAAUAAUGCAGAAUCCAGACAUCCAUUUAGAUCGCAAAGCCAAACGCCAUAGCACUUUUAGCAGUGGAAAAAGUGUCAUAUCCUUCUGUGGUUUAUCACAAUGUCAGUAGGCCUUCCUUCUGAGAAACCAACAUAGGAAUCCCUACAAUUUUGGGAAAGGGUGCUUCCAGGGAUAGUAAAAAAAGAUGUUGUUUUCAUGGAAUUGUAAAUAAAAUAGUGAGAAUUUUAAUUUAUACCAUAAAUUAUUGUUAUUUUGGAUGUAAAAUGGGAUAUAAUCUAUCUUUUGUAUAAGUUACCUUUGUAGUUUUUAUUUAAUGUGUCCCGAGUGCAAAAAUAAAUAUGCAUGUUUCUUA